AACUACAGCUCCCGAAGCACCCCGGGACAGAGCCCGCCUACCCAGGGGUGGUGCCGGGGGUUAAGAUGGCUGCGCUGCGGGAGCGGCCGUGAAGGGAGGCGGCUGGAUUCGGAGUGAGGGAAGGAGCUGUGGUGGAACGGCGCUGUUCGUGUUCUGGAGGGGCUCGAGUUGACCAUGUCCGGCUUGUGAGAGCGAAACACAUCCUAAAAGGCAUACACAUUGGGAUCAAGAUCAGCAAUUUGCUGAUGGCACCACACUGAGCACUGCAGUUGACAGGGCAGAAGGAAGCGAUGCCCUCCAGAGGGAUCCUGCGCAAUGUCCCUGUUGUUUACUCGUUCCAAGUCAAUAGUUGCAGUGAAGAAGGAUAAAAGACACAUGGCUGAGGUCAAUGCUUCUCCACUCAAACAUUUUGUCACUGCAAAGAAGAAAAUCAAUGGCAUCUUUGAGCAACUGGCCGCAUACAUCAAUGAGAGCUCCUCAUUCCUGGAGGAAACACACAGGAACGUGGAGCUUGAUCCUGUCACCACAGAAGAGCAGGUAUUGGAAGUCAAAGGCUACUUGUCAAAAGUCAGUGGCAUUAGUGAAGUGCUGGCGAGGCGACACAUGAAAGUGGCUUUUUUUGGAAGGACGAGCAAUGGGAAAAGCACUGUGAUAAAUGCCAUGCUAUGGGACAAAGUCCUUCCUUCAGGAAUUGGGCACACCACCAAUUGUUUCCUGCGUGUAGAAGGGACUGAUGGUCAUGAAGCUUUCCUUCUUACUGAAGGCUCGGAGGAAAAGAAGAGUGUUAAGACAGUAAACCAGCUGGCUCAUGCCCUCCAUCAAGAUGAGCUUCUGAAUGCUGGCAGCCUAGUAAGCGUAAUGUGGCCCAAUUCCAAAUGUUCUCUCUUGAAGGAUGACCUAGUGCUCAUGGACAGCCCUGGCAUUGAUGUAACCACAGAGCUGGACAGUUGGAUUGACAAGUUCUGUCUGGAUGCUGAUGUAUUUGUUCUGGUGGCAAAUUCCGAAUCAACAUUGAUGCAAACUGAGAAACAGUUCUUUCACAAGGUGAACGAACGUCUGUCUCGACCCAAUAUAUUUAUUUUAAAUAACCGCUGGGAUGCAUCUGCCUCUGAACCAGAAUACAUGGAAGAGGUGCGUCGGCAGCACAUGGAGCGCUGCACCAGUUUCCUGGUAGAUGAGCUGGGUGUGGUGGAUCGAGCGCAGGCAGGGGAUCGAAUCUUCUUUGUGUCAGCAAAAGAAGUGCUGAAUGCCAGGAUUCAGAAGGCUCAAGGGAUGCCAGAAGGAGGUGGAGCACUGGCAGAUGGUUUUCAAGUGAGAAUGUUUGAGUUUCAAAACUUUGAGAGGAGAUUUGAGGAAUGUAUCUCCCAGUCAGCAGUGAAAACAAAAUUUGAGCAGCAUACAGUGAGAGCAAAGCAGAUCGCGGAGGAUGUUCGUCUCAUCAUGGAUUCUGUGCAUGUUGCUGCCCAGGAACAGCGAGUUUACUGUCUGGAAAUGCGAGAGGAACGACAGGAACGUUUAGGUUUUAUUGACAAGCAGCUGGAGCUCCUCACUCAAGACUACAAGCGGAAAAUCAAACAGAUCACAGAAGAAGUGGAGAGGCAGGUAUCAAACGCAAUGGCAGAAGAAAUCAGACGGCUUUCAGUGCUGGUAGAUGAAUACCAAGCAGAUUUCCAUCCAUCUCAAGUCGUUCUUAAAGUUUACAAGAAUGAGCUCCAUAAACACAUUGAGGAAGGCCUGGGCCGUAACAUGUCAGAUCGUUGUUCCAAUGCAAUCACAGCUUCCCUGCAGACAAUGCAGCAAGAAAUGAUAGAUGGUUUAAAACCACUGCUCCCACUCACACUGCGAGGCCAGAUAGACAUGUUAAUUCCCCGGCAGUGCUUCACACUCAGCUAUGAUCUGAACUGUGAUAAGCUUUGUGCUGACUUCCAAGAAGAUAUAGAAUUCCAUUUCUCUCUUGGAUGGACGAUGCUGGUGAACAGAUUUUUGGGACCAAAGAAUGGUCGUCGGGCCUUGAUGGGCUAUAAUGACCAGAUUCAACGCCCUUUAACACCAGCAAAUCCCAGUCUGCCUCCUUUGCCUCAGGGUUCUAUGACCCAGGAAGAGCUCAUGGUGUCGAUGGUUACUGGACUGGCCUCAUUAACUUCCCGGACUUCCAUGGGGAUCAUCGUGGUUGGUGGCGUGGUUUGGAAGGCUGUGGGCUGGAGGCUGAUUGCUCUCUCAUUUGGCCUUUAUGGGCUGCUUUAUGUGUAUGAACGCCUCACCUGGACCACAAAAGCGAAGGAGAGAGCUUUCAAACGGCAGUUUGUAGAGUAUGCUGGAGAGAAACUGCAGCUUAUUGUCAGCUAUACAGGAUCUAAUUGCAGCCACCAAGUCCAACAAGAGCUCGCUGGAACAUUUUCUCAAUUAUGUCAGCAAGUGGAUGUUACACGGGAGAAUCUUGAGCAGGAAAUUUCUGCCAUGAAUAAGAAAAUUGAAGUUUUGGAUUCACUGCAGAGCAAAGCAAAAUUGCUGAGGAAUAAGGCGGGUUGGCUUGAUAGUGAACUUAACAUGUUCACACAUCAGUACCUGCAGCAAAGCAGAUAGUGUGGGAAGAGGAGAAAAACAACACCGUUUCCCUUCAGUGCUCCUUCAGUUACUGCAGAGAAUAUGGUGGGUGAUGGAAUCCCUAAAGGGAAUGUGCAAAAGGCUCCUGCCAGUUUCCAGUUGCUGUGUGAACAGUAGGAUUCAGCAUCCUUGUUUUGUGUCCCACCUCUGAACACUCGCUGUUGUAGCUCUUCCUUUUCCUGCUUAGGAGAACAGGCUACGUUGGAAAGAAUGUGUGCUUUGUACAUUUACAGAGGGCUUUUAAAAUCAACACUGAAGUACAGUAACAGUGAAGUCUAAAAUGUAUUUAUCAGUCUAGAAGUUACUCUAACACGCUGUUCAGAGUCAUUCAUCUUACUACAUGAAGGUGGAGCUUUUGUCUUCAAAGCCCCAAGUUUAUGUAUGUGACAAGCAGCUGUUUUUCUAAACAGCGAUUUUAUGCACACAGUUACAACAGUUUCACAGUACUUUUUUUUGCCUGUGCAAACCUAUCUCCUGAGUUCACCUUCUGUUGUUGUAAAACAUGGCAGAGAUCUGCUGCACUGUUUAUCUUCAUGGAUAGGUUUAUUUUUGUCAGCAUGUUUAAACCCGUGGACAAAACUUAUUUCUCUUCCAGAGCAAAAAGGACUAAAACACUUGCUUUGGUACAUUUCUUGUCUUCUGAGUUAAUUUCUUCCUCUCCAGUGCUCUUCAAUAACGCAGCUCAUUAUAGGCAACUGAUUAGCAAAGACACAGCCAGCUGCUAUGAAGGAGCUGGUGUUGAUAAUUGGCAGUUUGUUGAAGGAGGAAAUUGGUAAUGAAAAGGUGAAUCAGUUGACAGGUUGCCUUGUGAGACAGGUUGAUGAAUAGGUGGGGUUUGGUAAUUGCACAGCAGUGUUUCUGGAAGCAGGCCAAUGGAAUUCCAUUACCAUCACCUGGCUGUGAGGACAGCAUGGGGAUUACGCGCUGUAAGAGAUUUCACUUCAUAUGGAGUUCCCAUAGGAUGACACGAGUCCAUGCAGUAAUGAGAUUUGUUUCUGUUCUGUUAAGAGUAUGAGGAAGAUGAUAGAGGCCCGUCCUUCCUAUUUAAUGCUGGGAUAGGAAUGGGUUAAGUCAUUUUUUCUUAUUCCAGAUAUCUUUUAUUUGUAAAUAGAUGAAAUGAAUUGAGUUUUGCCCUAAAACAAUUCUUAAUUUUGGCUUGGGCGUUGUAAGGACUGGAGCCUCUUCUUUUUGGGGUUGAUAGUGGAAGAAUUCCCACUGCUUUCAGUAGUACCAGGAUCAGGUUCCUGUGCUGUAAAACUUAUUUUCCACUUGGUGGGUCUGUAUUUUACCAUGUGUUGAGAAUGAUCUUUAUGUAGCCCACAAAACGUCUCUCCAUAAUCCAGAAUUAAUCCUGCAGUUCUGGAGUUAGGAUCAGCCUGAAUCAAAUGCUGGAGAAGAUGAAUUAUCAGUGAGAAAGUCACAGCUGGAUUUGGGAGUUCACUUGGAAAUGAGAUCAGCCAGCCUUAGGAUUCCUCAUUCAUGCUCAGGUAUGAAUAUAUGUGCCUGUGACACAUUCACUGCUUCAGGUGAGGUUCCAGAAGGAAGUUGCCUGACGUUUGAGGAAAGAAUAGCGAAGUAGCAGUCAGUACUUCAGGCUGUGUUAAGAUUUUAGCUCUUAACUACCCGGAGUAAUGACCUCACCCUUGGAGAUGUGCUGCUAGAUCUCUUCAUCCUUAGAGGAAAUCUGAUCAGUGAGCUGAUGUUCAGAGCUGGGGUCAGAUUUGUGAAGGCAAAGAGAUGGAUAUGGUGCCUUGGCAGCGUGUGUUUGUGGUGCUGCUCAGAUUUGGGUGAUGGAGGUGCUUUCACUGUAAUGCUGAAACCUGACAUAUAGAAUGGAGGGAAGAACCACCUGAGUUUUGUAAGCAGUAGAACUGCUAACGUGGGAGAUAAUUGUUCGAGUACGUGUGUACCCCUGUCACUAGCAGCUGGGUGAUCACAGAUCAGGCUUUUAACAGAGACCUACAGGCUGGAUUCCUCUUCAAACACAGCUGUUCUUUAAUUCAGCUUGGGUGAAGAAUGAACACUAUUAGCAGGGAGGUUGUUAUCUUCUGCUUUUCUUGAGAAAUAAUAAACUAAGCCUUGGAAUUUGGGUAACUCUAAAAGCAGUCUUCCCCAAGCUCUUAAAGAGUGACAGCUCAAUGCACUUUAUCUUAUUGCUGCUAUGUACCUUCAUUGUGUAACAUUGAUGGAGCUCUAUGAAAUACUCUUACCAGUGAGUUUUCUCUCUGCUGUAUUUAAGGUGAUAAAUUUGCAUGAAUUAUUCCUGUAUCAAAUGCUGUAAAAGCAGUGGAAACCAAAAUAAAAAUGAAUUGGAAAAAGUA
This is a messenger RNA of Coturnix japonica (Japanese quail), 4925 nucleotides long. The record is from RefSeq and is a predicted model, not a curated record. NCBI's taxonomy places the organism in Eukaryota, Metazoa, Chordata, Aves, Galliformes, Phasianidae.